AUGCCGUAUCUCUGGGCCAUUGGCGGUUUUAACUUCGUUGGUCCGCCUAGUGAUGAAAAAGGCGGUCUCUUGAUCGACCUUGGUCAGCAGCAGAAAACUGAGACCCAGACUAUUGCGAAGCAGGGGGGAAAUCAUGAAGUCAUUGUCUUGGCCUCUUCACAUUCGCCCGACACACAACGAGUAUUUCAACCCUCUCCUCGAAAGUCAAGAAAAGUCAUCAAGUUGAAAAACAGCGAGGUGGUCUCUCCCAAUCGCGACACUGCUUACCCUUCUACUGCGACUUUCGGCUCGCAUUCAGGGGAUACAAGGAAAAGAAAGACGUGUGCAGGUGAUGCACUUGACUCGGAAUCAACGGAGGAACCCAAUAGCUCAAAUGAGGGGCUGUUUGUCAAGGGAGCGGAGUUUUCAAAUGAAGAGGUACCCCCAAAGAAGAAGAAGAAGGAAUUACUGGGCAAGUUCAAGAAACUCACAGACGGCCGUUUCUUGGAUUAUGAAAGCCGGUUGGCCGAGCAUCACGAAUGGAUCACGACCCAAGACUUGCGAAUUGGAGCUCAAGAAGAACUCCUCGCCGGCCUGAAGAUGGAACUCGAGGGGAUUAAGGUUCGGGUCAGACUGGUAGCAACAAACCAGCCAAACAGUUCUCAACGAAGCGAGGACAUCAAAGCAAUUCAGGAAAUUCUCGAGGAGCUCCAACGCCGUCUUAACGGCCGGCACUUGUACAUUCGAAAGGAGGUUAAGACCGUCUGGAAAGACCUAGAGCAACUCCUCGCCAACGGUCUGCAGCAGUCAUUUACCCGUCUGAAGGCCCUUGACAAAGAUACUUCUGCCCAAAAAACACGUCUAGAAGUAUAUCAAAAGGAAGAGCAAGGAGAGUUGAUUGCGAGACAGGAGGAAACAACCAAGAAACUCCGAGUUGAUUUGAUUGAAAUGGGACAGUAUAUGAAACGGAAACUCUCUAGACCGAAGAAGCCCUCUUAG
This is a messenger RNA of Lasiosphaeria miniovina, 978 nucleotides long. RefSeq lists its product as uncharacterized. The transcript has 3 exons. Lineage: Eukaryota; Fungi; Ascomycota; Sordariomycetes; Sordariales; Lasiosphaeriaceae. The record is from RefSeq and is a predicted model, not a curated record. The coding region runs from base 1 to 978 and encodes 325 amino acids.